Phymastichus coffea is the source of this 1287-nucleotide messenger RNA. It is a transcript of the gene U2A, whose product is annotated as probable U2 small nuclear ribonucleoprotein A'. The transcript is spliced from 3 exons. Gene Ontology annotation, molecular function: protein binding; U2 snRNA binding. NCBI's taxonomy places the organism in Eukaryota, Metazoa, Arthropoda, Insecta, Hymenoptera, Eulophidae. Gene Ontology annotation, cellular component: U2 snRNP. The record is from RefSeq and is a predicted model, not a curated record. The coding region runs from base 114 to 881 and encodes 255 amino acids. Gene Ontology annotation, biological process: mRNA splicing, via spliceosome.
UUUGGCUUUGGCUUCGGUUUUUACUUUCGAGGUUAGGCUGUUGAAGACUUGCAUUUUACAAUAAUAUGCAACGAUAGAAAGUGUCAAGAAAAGUUUUUGAAAAAUCCAUAAAAAUGGUUAAAUUAACUCCAGAUUUAAUUCAGCAGUCUAUGCAAUACAUAAAUCCAGUGAGGGAUCGUGAAUUGGAUUUGAGAGGCUAUAAAAUACCAACCAUAGAAAAUUUAGGCGCAACACUGGAUCAGUUUGAUACGAUCGAUUUUUCAGAUAAUGAUAUACGAAAACUUGAUGGGUUUCCAUUGUUAAAGCGCAUCAAAACAUUAUUUUUUAAUAAUAAUCGUAUAGUUAGAAUAACAGAUGGUUUAGAACAUUGUAUUCCAAAUCUAGAAACAUUGAUGCUCACAGGGAAUAUGAUUCAGGAGCUUGGUGAUAUUGAUCCUUUAAAACCAUUGCAAAAUCUUGCUACUUUAUGUCUACUGCAAAAUCCUAUUAGUGCUAAACCACAUUACAGACAAUAUCUCAUUUACAAGUUACCUCAAUUAAGGCUACUUGAUUUUAGAAAAAUUAAACAAAAAGAACGAGAUGAAACAAAUGCAUUUUUCAAAAGUCCAAGAGGUAAAGAAAUACUGAAAGAAAUAUCAAAGAAGACCAAAGCUCAGGCACAUGGAGCAAAUGAUACAGGAAGACUUCCUAUGAGUGUAAAUGAAAGAUCAAAAAUACGAGAAGCUAUUUCCAAUGCCACAUCGCUUGAAGAAGUGCAGAGACUGAGUAAAUUAUUGCAAUCAGGACACAUUCCAGGAGAUGACAGGCAUCAUAAUGGUAUGAAUGUUAAAGUUAUUUUCAUAUAUUAUAUAAGAAUAAUUUUAUUUAAUGUUUCUUUUUGAUAUAGUUGCAAUAAGCAAUAUGAAUAGUCAUUACCCUAUUUUUUAGUUUGCUUCUUGAACUUAAAGUAAUUUUUUAAAAAGUUCUAAUAAUUUCUCAGUAGAAUAUAUAAAUAGCUGUAUUUUUUUGUUUUGUUUUGUCGUAAAGAUAAAUAUCAAACAAAAUGACUGAAAUUAUGUUGGCAUGUAUUAUUUCAUUUGUUUAUUAAGUUUGAUUUUUUGUUGUUGUAAGUGCAUAACUUCAUUAAGACUAAAAUCAACUAUAUUUCAAUGACAAUUUAAUUUUAAAAUAUAUUUUAUAACACUUAAUUAUAAACUAUUUGAUUAUACCAACUGUAUUUUACAAUAAAGUUAAAUUUAACUUCAUCAUCUUAUCUACAGCCUUCUCUAUUAUCUUGGGUAAUAAAAA